AUGUCUGGCUUUGACCUCAACUACUGGAUCGGCUUUAUUCUCUCUGCUGUGAUAUUCUCCAUAUUCUUGUAUGGCAUAUCCAUAGCGCAGACGCUAUACUAUUUCAGGCACUAUCCGGAAGAUUCACGACUGCUGAAAGCAUACGUAGUUGGUCUGCUGUAUGUGACAUGUCUACAUCCCACUAUGAAUGGUCUUCACGAGUGCAUUGGUAGUUUACUUGACUUUGGGAGGACCAUUCUCGACAUUGCGCACUAUAUGGAGGCGUAUGUGUCUAUGGUCACUAUCACAUAUGAAGUUCUAGAAGGCAGCCGAUUCCGCAAUGUGUCUACACUGUUGGGGAUUGUAUUGGCAUUAUUGGCCUUUGGUUCGUAUGCUCUGCUGCUGUCUCAAAGUCUCCCUGACGAGCUGCCUUUAUCAGCAUGUGGUGUAGGUGAGUACGGCGAGACCUACGCGUACACAAUUAUCCCGAACAACUUGGUGGCUGGAGUACUAGGAUUGGCCGCGUCGUUUGCCGCCGAUGUUUAUAUCACCGUUGCCUUGUGUAUGGUGCUACAUGAGCGCAAGACGGGGCUUGCACGCUUAUUCCAGCUUGCCUCUUGUAUAUCGGUGAGGACGUUAUGUGGUCAAGACGCGAACAGCUUGCUCAAGAUGUGCAUGUCGAUUAGUUCGGGGCAGGAGUCCAUAGCGAAGCAGUACCUUCGGUACUCACUAUCAUUCCUGGAAACUCGAGUAUGCGUCGAGGUUUUGCUUGCCGCGCUUAUACUGGAUCUCAUGGCGAUUGACAGUCUACGUAAACUCAAUACUUGCAUCGGGGAAGGGAACCUGCGUCAGGCUUGUGCAAUGUUGUGCAUCAGCUUCUACAUGGUGAACGCGCGCUCAACAACAGCAACAGCAGCUACACCGCCCUACUCGCCGCAAGACCAUACACGUAAAGACGCGAUGACCAUCCUUAUAACCGGCGCCGCUGGACGCACCUCUGGCUUCGUACUCAACGCGCUCCUCCAGUCCGGGCACUCCGACCUCCGCCUCUUCGUUCGCUCCGACUCCGCCAUCCAGAAACUGCAGUCGCGGUAUCCCGAGCUCCCACGCUCUGCAUUCGCCGUCGGCGACUAUCUCGAGGCCAGCACCCUCUCGCCCGCGCUGCAGGGCAUAGAUGUGGUGUUCCACAAUGCGCCGGCGUUCCAUCCCAACGAGAUGGCGAUGGGCGUUGCACUGGUCGAGGCAGCGAAGCAGGCGGGCGUGCAGCACUUUGUCUACUGCAGUGUGCUCUUCCCGAUUCUGACCAAGAUGCUCCACCAUAAGGUGAAACGCGAGGCGCUGACAGGCCCGCAUAGCGUUGAAGAGUAUCUCAUCGAGUCUGGACUCAACUACACCAUUCUCGAGCCGACCUCUUUCAUGCAAAACGUCGACGUUGAAGCCGUGCGUAAGUCCUCGACGCUGCGCGCGACCUACUCCUUGAACACGCUGCAAGGCUACCUCGACCUCCAAGACCUCGCUGCAGUCGCGCGCACGGUCCUGCUCGACCCCGCGCCGCACAACCGCGCACGCUACGAGUUAGUCGGGCAGAACUGCACGUUCGAGGACCUCGCACGCAUACUGUCGGCGCACCUCGGGCACGAGGUUACGGUCAAACGCAUCAACCGCGAAGACGUGGUGACGGGGAUGCACGUUGUCACGCAGGGCGACUACGCGGUGGAGACGCUGGACAGGAUGCUGUACUAUUACGAUAGGAGGGACCCACAGCCGUACACAGCCAGCCUUUGUAUCCGUCACCACUCCGGCUCUGCAUCUGCAACCGAGCCCUGCGCGAGCGGGACCGCGCAACGCCGCACCGGGGCACCCCCUCCUGCAAACUCCGCGCCUCCGCAGGCGCCCGUACAGACUCAGACCUUCGUCAUAACGACGCCCAUUCAAGCGCAGCUGCAGCUCUCAACCCCGGUACUUGCCACGCCCCCGAUGCUUGCGCCCAUUAACUUGGUUCCGACGCCCGCUCAAGGACCAGUCACCGCGCAGCUCGCCUCGGUUGCCCUGCAGUCGCCGGUUCAGGCCGCCGUCCCAAUUCAAUCCUCAGUACCUACCUCCAUAUACGUGACUCCGCCCAUCGUUUCUGUUGCGUUACCGUCCAACUAA
Postia placenta MAD-698-R-SB12 is the source of this 2130-nucleotide messenger RNA. RefSeq lists its product as hypothetical. Bases 1 to 2130 code for a protein of 709 amino acids. The transcript has 18 exons. Lineage: Eukaryota; Fungi; Basidiomycota; Agaricomycetes; Polyporales; Adustoporiaceae. The record is from RefSeq and is a predicted model, not a curated record.